UCAGAAGGUGUGACGUGAAGGCAAUUACCGCUCAGAUUCUCACAGAGGUCUGAGGGACAAGACAGCGCCCGCUUAUCACGCACACUUCUGCAAAACAACACCAGUCCUUAUCUGAGACAAGACUUGUAUUAGCUUGUCGUCACUCUAAUUAACGCAUCACUGAACAACAUGAAUCUACUCAUACUGGCGACUCUGUUCUCUGUGGUUUUGGCCGAAAAAUCACCUCGGCUGAAAUUUACCGUGAUGGAAUCACCUCGGUUUCGCUUCAUGAAACCGGAGAACUACACGGCGGUUUACCACCAACAGGAAACUGAUGUCCUGUAUGUGGGGGGCCAAGGGGUCAUCUAUAAGCUCAGCUUCAGUGAUAAAGGAGUGCAUGACACACAGAUCCCCGUGGUAAUGGAUAAGAAUGCAAAAGAGAUGUGUGUCUCUAAAUCACCAGCAUGGAAGCAAGAGUGUGAUAACUUCAUUACAGUAAUUGAGAAAGUCGGUGAUUCGAUCGUGGUGUGUGGGACAAGAGCGGGUUCUCCUAAAUGUUGGCUCCUGGUAAAUGACAGUGUACUGACGGACAUGCCGGCGGAAACAGUAGCAUCUAACAUCUUGGCACCUUUCCCUUCUCAGCGCUCCAUCAGUCUGUCAGCAGAUGGGAAUCUGUACUCUGCUCUGUCAGCGGUUGCAGGACAGACUGGCUCUAUCCGUCGCACAUACGGCUCCAAAAAGCAGCUGAAGACAGAGAAUAAAUGGCUACAGAAUCCCCAGUUUGCAGGAGCCGCUGUGAUACCACACAGAGAGAAACUCAAAGACGAGAUCUAUUUCUUCUUCAGUGAGGUCAACAGUACAGCCAGUCUAGAUGAAGAGCCAUACAGGGCUCGGAUAGGACGAGUCUGCAUGGUUGAUGAGGGAGGGCUUCAGAAUAUGCUGCCCAACUCCUGGACUACAUUCCUGAAGGCACGUGUGAUGUGUGGGAAAGCGGGAACUCCUGUACAGUACAACAACUUCAAACAGGCCUUCGUUCUGACCUCUCAUCUCCGCACUGGGUUGUUAUACGGCCUCUUCUCCAAUGCCUGGAACACCACUGUAGUGUGUGCAUACUCCAUUGAAGACAUUGACAGAGCCUUUUCUACAUCCAAACUGAAGGGCUACAACUCACCUUUGACGAGCCCUCGUCCUGGAACGUGUGCUUUCAGGAACAACACUCAGGCUCAUAACCAGAAGAUCCUGACUGUAAUCAAGGAUCACCCUGAGAUUGAGGACAUGAUCACCACAGUUGACGAAACUCCUCUGGAACUGCCAGUUCAUGACCACUUCACACAUAUUGUGGCAGACACAGUCUUGGCUGUCAAUGAUGAACACUACAGCAUCAUUUAUCUGGGCACAGAAAAGGGUAAAGUCCUGAAGGUGCUCCAUACCAUAGAAGGAGCCUUUAUCAUAGCACAGUACUCUUUAUUCCACGAUGAUAGUCCCAUCAUUAACAUGGCUAUUGACUCUAAAAAGGGUCAUCUCUAUAUUGGCACAGAGCUUGAAGUGCAGCGCCUCCCCCUGGCUGACUGUGGUCGCUACGGAGUCAGCUGCCGGGAAUGCAUCCUUUCACGAGAUCCAUAUUGUGCGUGGGACGUGUCCAACAGGAAGUGUACUGCAAUCUCAGCAAACUCCAGCAUUAGCACUGGGACCCUUAUUCAGACCCUUGACCACUCCAGUGCCUCGGUCUGCGGUGAUGCUACAGCUCAUAAGGCACGUAGCACCAUCCCCAAACAAGUUUUAGUGGACAAAGAUGGACCGGUCCUGCUACCAUGCCCCGUGCGAUCCUAUCAUGCCACUUACCGCUGGGAGAAAGACAACUGCAUCAAGCAAUAUCCUUGCACCAUCUCUGGCUCCUCCUGUGUUCUGGCACCCACCCCUGACCUGCCUCUGAAGGAGGGCGUGUUCCGCUGCCUGGCGGAGGAGAAUGGUCUGCAACAGGAGGUGGUGUCCUACAAGCUGGUGUUCAACGGUGGGCCCCUCUCCACCUCGCUAGCCUCCACCCUGGGGUCGGCUCUGCUGCUGGCUGCUGCGGCACACUGGCUCCUGUAGAUCCAAUGAACCCUGAGGGGUCAGAAGAAAAAGGAGUUUUAUACUAAGGUCAGCAGAGCAUGAGUACCUAGACCGGUCCAACUAAACUGCAGGGGAGCAGCUGGUCUCUGUAUUAACUGUGUUUCUUGUUUCUUAUUCGGAGCAAUUCUUUUCUUUGAAGGGCCGAGAAAAUGCCUGAAAUUGUCUCAUUUUGCAAAAUGCUUUAUCAUACCAAACACCAGUGUUAUGUAUAACAUGAACUUAUGUAAGUGAACUGUUUCAUGCCAUCAGCCUGAAAGCAAACAUUUAGACUUAUAUACUAUAUAUUCAAAUAUAUAAUACAUGAAAUUUUUGUACAUUGCUUGCAAAAUGUUAGUGCCAUCAUUCAGAUGUUUCAGAAGACUGCUUUGCUAACUACACUUAGACAUGGAAUCCAGAUCACUUCUUUAACUUGGUUAGUUUUCUCGUUAACACUUUAUUGUAAGGUUCAGUUACAUUAGUUAAUGCAUUGGGUAUCAUGAACUAACAAUUAACAGUAUUGAGUAAAUGUUAAUUUACUGUUGUUUAACAUUUAAUAUACUAUUGUUCAUUGUAAAUUCAUGUUUGUUCAUAAUACAUGUACUAAUGUUCAUUUAUAUAUCUAUCUAAUGCUAAAAAUAUAUUAUUGUACGCAGAAAUGAACAUUUAAUUUAAUGUGCUGAUCAUUGUUAAUUCAUGUUACCUAAUGAUUUAACCAAAUUGAACCUUAUUUUAUAGUGUAACUUUUUCAUUUUUCGUAUGUAUAAUUACUGAGUUUCAAAAGCGAGUACAUGCUAAAACAUGACUAUACUGUUAUAAGUUUUCCAUUGUGUGCCAUUAGGACAGUUCUGAAGCCUUAAAACAAGGAUGAGUCCCUUUAAGCUGUAAGGGUCACAUCCUAAGCACAACCUGCAAACUGAGCAGAACCUGCAGAAUCUGCUGGCUUUGUCUUUCCAUUGAGUCAUUCGGACCUGACGCAGAAUGUUAUUUCAGCAUGAUUUCAGGAGUACAUACAGCUGAUUUGUUUGUACCUGUUUAAGAAGUUUGAAAUCACUUAUCAGUCACUAUUAGAAAUGUGAACUGCAAAAUGAUACAAAACCAAUACAGAUUCAACUGAUUUUGCUCAGUGUGUGGACAGGAAGAAUAACCAGAAUCCAUAACAACCAGAUAGUUUAUCUCGGUUACGUCACUGUGUUUAACAAACAGACAUGAUCAACACUCUUGCAUCCUUGAUGCCUAUACUUUUCAUGCUCAUGAAACAUAAUUUUAUAUUUUGCAUUCAUACGAAAUAAGCUUUGGUAAAUGUAAUAUUAGGGUUGUGCCGAUGAACGAUAUCAUCGUCCAUCGUGAUGGCUGACCGACAUCACGAUGGAGAGACACCAUCGUGAUGCCACGUCCCCUCACGUGCAACCUGUUGGAAAGCCCGGAUGACGAAAUUAUAGUUUUUAAGAAGAAAAAAAAAUUUAUGUAAAGAGAUAUUAAAAUAAAAAGUGCUUAAAAGUGCACAACUCUUCUUAAGUGGAAGAAAGCUACUUUUUCCCCUUACGUGCAACCUAUUGGAAAGCCCGGAUGAGUCAUUAGUUGGGUUAGUAAAAUAACGAAAUUAUAGCUUUUAAGUAGAAAAUAGUAUUUAUGUAAAGAAAUAUAUUAAAAUAAAAAGUGCUUAAAAGUGCACAACUCUUUUUAAGUGGAAGAAAGCUACUUUUUUUCCCCUUACGUGCAACCUAUUGGAAAGCCCGGAUGAGUCAUUAGUUGGGAAAUAAAAUAAAUAAAGUAAUAAAGUAAAAUAACGAAUAAUAAUUAUAUAAUAACGAAAAAUUAAAAUAAUCCCCCCGCCCGACGAUAUCAUCGUCCAUCGCAAUGUUUUACUGUAAACAUCGCCCAACCCUAUGUAAUAUGGAGUUGCAUUUUGUAGUUGCGGUGUAAAGAGGCUUAAUUAUAAUGUUGUUUUAAUUGUAAUGCUCUGCAUAUGCUGUUUCUCACCAUUGCUGCCUAUGGGAAUAGAAAGUAUUCCUGAUGGAUCUAAACAGUCAUUGUGCACUAAGGUGUUCUGAGUGUAAAUCUUUCAUCAUUUUACUUUAUAUCAUUUUAUUUGAUCAUCACUUCAGCGAUAAAACUUUAUGAUAGUUAUCUUAUACACAUUACAGAAAGGGAGAGAUAAGUUACUCAUACAAGAACUUUCUAACUAGCACAUAAUUGUCUCUAAUCAUCAUCUGCACCCCUAACACACACACACACCCCACUAUUUCUGUUUUUUUCUCUCUCUCAGAGCAACUGACCCAAAAUGCCAAAUUUGUCUUUAACCUUGUUCUUUAUUUUGGGAGCAGGAGUGAAACAAUGGUGUUGUGAACGAAUUGAUUACUAAUUAACCAAAAGUGCAUUGUAUGUCUUGUGUCAUUCUGUUUCUUGCUCUACUGGAGACAUAAUCUGCCAAACCUAAGAAGGAAUGCUAAAAAUUUGUUUUGUAUGCACAUGUGGAUCUCUUGGUUGAUGUUUGGGAAUCAUGAGAUAUUUAAAGUGUCAUAAAAGCCAUUUAAAUAGUCCAAGGACUGACUACAGUGUUGCUUUUCACAUUAGUGCAUUAGCUAAUUAUGCUAGCGUGUGCUAACCUUCUGUUUGCAUGCUGAAUGCCACAAUACUGUUGCCCUCUCUGUGUACUCGUACCUCUCUGUCUCUUGGCCCAAUGUGCUACACUGCACUAAAUGCAGGAACGUUGUAGUGCCAAACCAAUGUUGUGUCAUUUUCACCAGAGAGCUUUUCUAACUUUUCCACUGUGCUUCAAAGCCAAACGUUUACCUUUCUGACAAACAUAUAGCAGGAUCUAGAUACACACCGACACGCGCGCACACACUCUAAAUUACUUUCAGCAGUGCAAAUGACACAGGGUCCUUCAAUGUAAAUCACACAAAGUCAAAACUGUAAACAGUUGUUACAUGUUUAAUUUUUUAUUUGUUUUUUACUCUGUAACUGGUGUUGCGAGGCCACUGUGUUUUUAUCGUCUUGUCGUUUGCUAUGCAUCGUGUUUUUUUGUUGUUGUUUUUUUGCUCGAGACUUGUGGCAGGGAGUGUUUUCUCAUGUAGGGAUGCUCAGCACGGUUUACUGCUCAAAGCAUCUUGCAGUUGUGUAUAAGCUUGCACUUAAUAAUUCAUAUUUAUAACUGGUUACCAGAGUCAUAGCAGUUUUUUUUUCUAAAGGGGUUGAAGACAUUGUAAAGAAACAUAAAAUUAUACAUUAAAUGUUUCCCUGAAAAUGUGCAUUAAAAUAAAUAACAAAAAUA
Molecule: messenger RNA, 5344 nt
Organism: Ctenopharyngodon idella (grass carp)
Lineage: Eukaryota; Metazoa; Chordata; Actinopteri; Cypriniformes; Xenocyprididae
Exons: 14
Coding region: 169-2070 (633 amino acids)
Biological process (GO): neural crest cell migration; positive regulation of cell migration; negative regulation of axon extension involved in axon guidance
Molecular function (GO): chemorepellent activity; semaphorin receptor binding
Source: RefSeq, a predicted model, not a curated record